AUGGCGCUCUCGAUCAAUCCAAGCUACCAGUGGGAAGGCAACGAUGGUCCAUGGUCCACAUUUGAUCUCCGUGUGGGAACGCCACCGCAGCUCGUUCGAGUUCUCCCAUCGACUUCGGGCUCUGAAGUGUGGGUUGUUCAUCCUCAGGGUUGCAACAACAAAAGUGUCGCCAAUUGCAAUGAACGACGUGGCGGGCUCUUCCAAUGGAACUCUUCGAGCACGUUCGUUGAUCUCAGCACGUCCAAAGCUGAGCCUUACUUCCAGCUCAACUUCGAAUCGGAGAAGUCUCUUGGGUACAAGGGGCCUGCGCUUGUGGGAACUGAUGUCGUUGCGCUUGGUGGAGAAGGAGAUGUUAUACCGCCUUUGGAGUCUCAGGUCGUUGCUGCGUUCGCCAAUCAAUUUCCUUUCAUAGGCCAGCUCGGGUUAAAAGCGCGGAACGCGACGAUCGUAAACGCAACUGAUCAGCAUGAGAGUAUCCUCGGAGCUCUGAAAGAGAAUGGCAAGGUGAGGGCCCCCUACUGGGCCUACACUGCUGGCGCUCAGUACCGACCACCAGAGGGGAAGCAGUAUGGCAGUCUGACAUUUGGCGGCUGGGAUAAGAAGCGCGGAGACUUGGAGCAUGGCUUGACUGUUCCUUUCGGGUCUGAACAGGAUCUCUUGGUUUCAAUCACAGGCAUCACCCUUGACACAGUCUCAGGGCCAGUGUCCACUGGCGGACUACCGAUAUCUACGUAUAUCGACAGCAUGGUCCCGGRGAUUUGGCUUCCCGUGGCAGCCUGCAGCUCCUUCGAAUCAGCAUUUGGUCUGGUGUGGAAUGAUACAGCAAAACGAUACUACGCGAACGAUACUGACACGCUCAAGAUGCGGAAUCCCAACAUUACCUUCUCACUAGCAGGAAGUGAUGAGACUCACGCCCGAAGCGUGGACGUCGUACUUCCAUAUUUGGCCUUUGAUCUGACAACAGACUCUGGAGGCUAUUUCCCACUGAAGCGUGCGGCGAAUGAGAGCCAGUAUUUCCUUGGACGGACGUUCUUGCAAGAAGCAUACCUCGCGGUGGACUACAAUCGCAAAGAGUUCACCAUAGCCCAGGCCAGCUUCCCCGCUGGCAACGAUGAAAGAGAGAUCGUAGUGUACCACCACAGGAGUAGCUCAAGUCUGAGCAAAGGUGCCAUCGCGGGCAUCUGUAUCGGAGCCAUAACUGCACUUUUGGUAAUCAUCGGUCGCCUUGCGUGGCUUUGGCGGCAGAAGAAACUGGCAAGAGAACGCAGGUGGGGCACAGUCGGACUGCCUGAUCCAAGGGAGACAUCGCUCAACGACAGAAGCGGCGACCUUCGCGGUUGGAUCAAGCCGCUGGAAGGGUAUGACAUCAAAGAAGAUGUUGUCAAACCCGAGCUCGACGCCAAUUCGACAGCUCGGUGUGUUGGUACUGCGCAUCGCCACGAGUUGGCGACUGGCGAAGCGGAAUCACGGGCUUUCAGUCGUGGCAGUCUCAUAUCUGAAGACACUGAUGUUUCGAUUGCAGAACUUGAUGGAGCAGAUACUCUGGUCGGGGAUUCCACAGCAGUAUCUCCACUCCAAAUCUCCGACAUCUCGGGCUCGCCGCCGCCGAUGGGGUACCCUUCGCCACAAGAAGAGACUUCGCCGUCAACCAGAGGGAGACGACCUUCACUCGGUAGAUUUAAGACGUUCUUUCACGAGCUCCAGUCUGCCUCUGGCCAUGGCGAUGGAUCAUCGAAGCCAGAGCUCGAGACGAAGCUGGAGACCAACGGGAGCCAGUCAGCAGCGGACGACARAAAGAGCGAGUAG
Messenger RNA from Ramularia collo-cygni, 1806 nucleotides. RefSeq lists its product as uncharacterized. Gene Ontology annotation, biological process: proteolysis. Gene Ontology annotation, cellular component: fungal-type vacuole. Gene Ontology annotation, molecular function: aspartic-type endopeptidase activity. The transcript has a single exon. Bases 1 to 1806 code for a protein of 601 amino acids. The record is from RefSeq and is a predicted model, not a curated record. Lineage: Eukaryota; Fungi; Ascomycota; Dothideomycetes; Mycosphaerellales; Mycosphaerellaceae.